Naegleria fowleri is the source of this 978-nucleotide messenger RNA. RefSeq lists its product as uncharacterized. Lineage: Eukaryota; Heterolobosea; Eutetramitea; Acrasida; Naegleriidae. The transcript has a single exon. The record is from RefSeq and is a predicted model, not a curated record. The coding region runs from base 1 to 978 and encodes 325 amino acids.
AUGGCCAAACAAGCAUGCUGUUCCUUUCCGUUCUUGAAGCACCGGAUAGCAUCGGAUCCAACCACCACCACCAUCCAUCCUGUGAAAUAUUGCGCCAAAUAUUCAAUAGUAUUCUUUUUGAAAAUGUUAUUCAAUGGAGUGCAGUGGAUGGGUUGGUUGUGGGCAGUGACCAUCUCGGAACAAGUAUCACUGCUUCUCAACCUUGUUGAAUGGAGGGACCUUCUUGUCAUGUUUUCCAUUACAUGCAACGAAAUAUUGUGUUCACAACUUUUUGGAAGACUAUUACUAGUGCUUGAAAAAAAGUUAUGGACAUUCAACACGAAUGAACAACAGGACUAUUGGAUUGGAAUUUACAAAGGCAUGUUGGGAUGUGUUGCCUCAGGUAUCAUGUUCGAUUUUGUGGACCGAGCUGCAUCCAAAUAUUUUCAAAAAGUAAUGUUUAGUGACGUUUCAGUACUCGUAUUGAGAUGUUUAUUUGUUUUUACUCUUGAUCGAGCUGUCUAUGCAGGUGUGAUCUUUUUCUUAAAUCAAUUGGAAUAUAUAAGUCGAAUUAAGGAAAUGCACCAAGAGCAUCCAAGUUGCAAGAAUGCUGAAACCACCACCAUGAUCACCAAUAAUAAUCACACCAAUUCCAACAUCACAACCAUUAGAGAUUCUUUCAAGUCUCCACUUUUCAAUGAAUUUCUAACUUCCUACUCCUUUUCAACGAAUAUUGAGGGAGCUAGCAUUGCAGGAUAUUCAGCUAUUCUCUACAAUUUAUCCACCGAAUUGGGAAUUUAUAUCUCCAACCAUUUAGGAACGCCAAACACUGUUUGGAUACAAUCUGGAGUUUCUUCACCAUUGGUUUUGAUUUUUACAGCAUUUGCAAUGGUUUUAAGCAUGAUGGAAUUGACUUUGUUUUGCAUUUCGAAAAGACUAUUGCUGUAUGUCACAACAACAUGUUGUUGGUUAAAUAGAAGAGCAAAUGAUCAUUCAUGA